AUGGCUGAUAAACCAGCAUCUGUAUUACAAGUUGCUAUUAACAAUUUGGUCUUUAAUAUUGGUCAAUUACUUCAUUU
This is a messenger RNA of Rotaria sp. Silwood2, 77 nucleotides long. Lineage: Eukaryota; Metazoa; Rotifera; Eurotatoria; Philodinida; Philodinidae. The record is from the annotation of a GenBank genome assembly.